AUGACUACAAGUCUUUUAACUCAUGAUUUAACUCAUUCAACUCGAUCAAUUAUAUCCAGUCUUGAAACAUUACGACAAGAACAUAAUUUGUUACUUUCAUCUUCUACUAAUGAUGAUAAACGUACACAUAUUCAACAAUCUCUUGAAACAAUUGAUUUGGGUAUUGAUGAAGCUAUUGUUAUGUUACAACUUGAAAAUCAUUUAGAUGAUCUUGAUAGUGAAACAUAUAAAUUAAUGUUACAAGUACAACGAUUAUCACAAGAAAAUAAUUGGUUACGUGAUGAAUUAUCUGUAACUGAAAAACAUUUACAAACAAGUACACAAAUGAAACAAGAGUAUGAACAAGAUAUUCGUGCAUUAAAUGAAUCAUUAGCAUCUAUAACAACCAAUGAAAAUUUUAAUUUAACUAAUUCUAUAGAUAUUGAUAAAGACAUGCCAUCUGAAACAAAAGAACAAACUUCAAUUAAUUCUAAUACUAAUCCUGAUAUAAAAAAUUAUUCGGAAGUUCCAGCACGUUUUCGUACACUACAUAAUCUUGUUAUUCAAUAUGCACAAGCUGGUCGAUAUGAAGUCGCUGUACCAUUAUGUCGACAAGCACUUGAAGAUCUUGAAAAAACUCAUGGUCAUACACAUCCAGAUGUAGCAACAAUGCUUAAUAUACUUGCAUUAGUUUAUCGUGAUCAAAAUAAAUUUAAAGAAGCAUUACAAUUAUUAACUGAAGCUUUAACAAUACGAGAAAAAACACUUGGUCUUGAACAUCCUGCAGUUGCUGCAACUUUAAACAAUUUAGCUGUACUUUAUGGAAAAAAGAAUCGAUAUAAAGAAGCAGAACCAUUAUGUAAACGAGCAUUAGAAAUUCGAGAAAAAUGCUUCGGUGUGGAUCAUCCUGAUGUAGGGAAGCAAUUAAAUAAUUUAGCAUUAUUGUGUCUCAAUCAAGGUAAAACAUGGUUAGAUAAAGCUCAACAAACUGAGUAA
Rotaria sp. Silwood2 is the source of this 975-nucleotide messenger RNA. NCBI's taxonomy places the organism in Eukaryota, Metazoa, Rotifera, Eurotatoria, Philodinida, Philodinidae. The record is from the annotation of a GenBank genome assembly.